AUGUGUGGAAAAAAUCUGCUAUUUCAUAGACUUCAUCUUGAAGACAGGCACCACAAUAAACUGAGCCCUGCAGAUUUUCUUCAGAUUACUAAACAUUCAUUACAGUCCCAUGAGUCUUGUGCUGAAGAGGAGCCGAUUCAGACUUUCAUACCAAAACUACUGAUGAUGAACUACAGAGCAAGAUACAUUAAAACUGAGGAGAACAAUCACACACACAUUAAAACUGAGGAAGAUCACACACAACAAAGAGACAAAGAAGUUGAGGGUAAUAUUUUUGAUGAUGAUCUUAAAAGCAUCUCUUUCUCUAAAAAAGGAACAAAUCAGUCUGACCCUGUUCACCCAAUGGAUGUUCAGAUGGCCGUGUUUCACUGUGCUGAUGGUUUCCUGAAGCAGCUGAUGGUGACUAAACUGCCCCAGUGUCAGUACGCUCUGCCUCUGCUUGUUCCUGAUCCAUUCACACGACAGAUUGAGUUUCCUCUCUGGACAUUCAGACAAGUCAAGAAGAGCUGGAAGAUGAGAAACAACAAUGAAAUCAUCAGUCAAACCCAGCCGAUCUACAAGGCAGAAACUCCAAUGGUGUUUUUCUUCAGGUUUGGCUCUGUGUCUUCAUCCAAGUCUCAGCUGAUGAACAGUCUGAUCAAUGAGAAACACAACACGUUCUUCCACAGGAACUGCCCAGGCAGCAGCAGAACCAGAGUCCUGAUGGAUGGAGUGGUGGAGAUCGCCUGGUUCUGGCCCUCUGGAAAGGAUAUGGAUAAAUUUACUGACUGUAUUGCGUUCUGUAAUCUACACGGUGAUGCAGGAGACCAUGAGAAACAGCUGCAGAUCCUCACUGAAAUGGCCUCAGUCAAUGUUGUUCUUCUACCAAAACUGGACAGGAACGACAAACAUGCAGCAAAGAUACAAAACCUGUACAAGGACAGAAAGCCACUCAUUUGUGCUCUUACUAAGGAUAAAUCUACUGUCAAUGAAAUGAAAAAUGACAAAUACAAGAUUGGUCUUAAAGACAGAAAUCAGUCAGAUGUAUCUGAAGAACUCUGAAGAGUUAUAAAUAAUUGUCUCUCACAAUCAUCUUCCAUUUUCAGACUUGAAGAUGUGUCCAAACACUCAGAUAUCAGAGUAGAUGAGGAAGAUGAUGAUGACUGCAGGAGAGGAAGAGAAGCAGCACAGCAGAUGAUGAGUUUACUGGAGAAUAAAGAUCUGACAAAAAUCAAAGAAUAAUUUCUGCCUCAUCAGGGGAAACUGUGGCAUCAGUGGAGUCAGAAGAACAAAGAACUACAUCGACCUCGAGCAGAUGAGAUAGAAAUAGAAAAAAGUAAAAGAAAUCAAAUGAAGGAACUUCGGGAACAGCAGCAUAAAGUUAACAUAAAUACAUAUAUACAGUCAUUUAUUAAAGAAAUUAUCUCACAUGCUGAGAAUAAGAUGUAUUUUCUUAAAUGGCUUGGAAUUUUCCUGGAUGCACAUACCUCACAAGAUAUUUCUGCCCUUCAUCACAAAUAUGAUGAAAAGUGGUCAGCCGUUAUAAAGCUGAAAAAGAACCAUUAUAAAUCUGAACAACUUAACACUGAUCAAACUAUACUUGAGAAAAUAUCUGAGGAUCUUCAAGCUGCAGCCUUUGGUUUGGAGCACAUCAUGAGGGAAAUCGGACAAAUCUAUGAAUCAUGUUCAUCAGUGAAGAAGAACAAGAAAGACCUGAAAGACUUCUCUUCUCUCCCGAGUCUUGCAGCAGAGAUGAUGAUCUCUGGAUUUCCACUGGAGCUGAUGGAUGGAGACGCUGCUCAUGUUCCUGUGAUCUGGAUCUCUGCUGUUCUAGAUCAACUCAUCCAGAAACUGGGAGACCAGAGAGUCUUUGUGCUGUCAGUUUUAGGGCUUCAGAGCUCUGGGAAAUCCACCAUGCUGAACGCCAUGUUUGGACUCCAGUUUGCCGUCAGUGCUGGAAGAUGCACCAGAGGAGCUUUCAUGCAGCUGGUCAGAGUCUCAGAUGAGAUGAAAACACAACUGAACUUUGACUAUAUUCUGGUUGUUGAUACUGAGGGUCUUCGUUCUCUAGAACUGGCUGGACGAUCAACAAGAGAUCAUGACAAUGAAUUGGCUACAUUUGUUGUUGGUCUGGGAAAUAUGACAUUGAUCAAUAUUUUUGGUGAAAACCCAUCUGAGAUGCAGGACAUUCUUCAGAUUGUUGUUCAGGCCUUCAUGAGGAUGAAGAAGGUCAGACUGAAUCCCAGCUGUGUGUUUGUACAUCAGAACGUUUCAGACGUCACAGCUGGAGAGAAAAACAUGGAGGGAAGGAGGCGACUGCAUGAGACACUGGAUGAGAUGACAAAACUCGCUGCUAAAGAGGAAGGCUGUGAUGCAGAACAUUUCAGUGAUAUCAUUAGAUUUGAUGUUCAGAAUGAUGUGAAGUAUUUUCCUCAUCUCUGGGAGGGAAACCCACCCAUGGCACCGCCAAACCCAAACUACUGUGAGAACAUUCAAGAACUAAAGGAAACUAUCAUGUCUCAUGCCUCAAAAUCGUGUGGAAUGAUGCUGAUAGACUUAAAAGACCGUAUUAAAGAUCUCUGGGAGGCUUUACUGAAUGAAGGGUUCGUUUUCAGUUUCAGAAAUUCUCUGGAGAUUUCAGCUUACAGGAAACUGGAGACCGAAUACAGCAAGUGGUCCUGGAGUCUUCACAAAGCCAUGUUGGAAACUGAGAACAAACUACACAACAAAAUAGAAAAUGAAACAAUUCAUGAGGUUGAGGAAACUGAUCUUCUAAGAGAACUGAAGAAGACAAGUGAAGAAGUAAAAAAAUCAGUGUCUGAAUUCUUUAAGAAAGACAAAGAUAAAGAUAUACUGAUUCAAUGGAAAACAUCAUUUGACCUCAAAAUCAAAGAGCUUCAGGAAAACAUUGUGAGCGAAACUAAGAGAAAAUUAAAUGAGAUUCUUCAGCAUGGAGCAACAUCAGCUGCUAUUUUUGGUGAGAUCAUCUGUCAGAAACUGAAAGAUCCCAUUGAGCAGAGUGUCUAUGAGAAGACUGCUAGAGAUCUGACAGAUGAAAUUAGAUCAAACUGUGAAUCGCUGAAUGGAAGCAGAUCAAAUCUGGAGAAACACAUCCUGAAGACACUGGCAGAAGAGGAGGAUUUUGACAAAUACAUGAACUACAUUCGUAAUCCCAGAGAUCACUUCAAGAGUUUCAUCAGAGAUGAAGUCAGUCGGUACAUCACUGAUCAGUUCAGUGUCAAUGUUUUACCCAAGAUGGAGGAGAACAUUAAACUCCUGCAGCAGAAGAUCAUGAAAGCAGCUCAUGAAUCUACUAAACAUGUUCAAGUGAAGAGAGGAGAUGCUGGUUUGUGGUUGAAGAGUUUCACACAGCAGCUCUCAGAUGUGCUGAUCUUCUCUGAAAAAGACCUCAGUGGAGUCAAACAUGACGAUGUUGAUGAUUUCAACCUCCUCGAAGAUGUGAUAAGACAAGAACUUACUGAUAUAAUGUCUGACAUCAGCAGUAGAUUCAACACAAAGACAUUUCCAGUAAAGCUGGACUUUAAAUUCAGACCAGAUGAGCUUCUGAUUGAUCACCUCUGUCAGUGCUGUUGGGUUCAGUGUCCGUUCUGUAAAGCCAUCUGUACCAACACCAUAGAAAACCAUGGUGGAGAUCACAGUGUUCCUUUCCAUCGUGUUACAGGACUAAGAGGGUGGUGUCACUACAAAACAACACACUUUUCUACUCAAAUAUGCACAUCUGCAGUAGCGAGCAGCAUACAAUCUUUUUGUCCUAAUUUGUCAGACAAGCCAGUCCUCUGGAGAGAUUACAGAAGAGCAGGAGGAGUUUAUGCAGACUGGAGCAUCACACCUGACCUCUCUGAACCACCCUACUGGAAGUGGUUUGUGUGCAGAUUCCAGAAAGAUCUGGAAAAAUAUUACAAUAAUACAUUUGAGGGGAAGGGUGAGAUCCCAGAUGAAUGGAGAACACACUCAAAACAGGAUGCUUUUGACAGUUUGAAUAAAUACAUUUAA
Messenger RNA from Sinocyclocheilus anshuiensis, 3993 nucleotides. Its product is annotated as interferon-induced very large GTPase 1-like. Gene Ontology annotation, molecular function: GTP binding. Lineage: Eukaryota; Metazoa; Chordata; Actinopteri; Cypriniformes; Cyprinidae. The transcript is spliced from 3 exons. The record is from RefSeq and is a predicted model, not a curated record.